This is a messenger RNA of Trichoderma gamsii, 378 nucleotides long. Its product is annotated as cupin. The coding region runs from base 1 to 378 and encodes 125 amino acids. The transcript is spliced from 2 exons. The record is from RefSeq and is a predicted model, not a curated record. Lineage: Eukaryota; Fungi; Ascomycota; Sordariomycetes; Hypocreales; Hypocreaceae.
AUGUCGUCGCUACUGCCGAUCAUCUCAGAGAUCCUGCCCAUGGUGUUGCCGUCCAAGACGGAGACGACGCCUGCAGACCAGCUCACUCCCAUUUUGGACAAUGAGGGACGCCCCAUCCGCGAGACUGCCAUUGCUGACGCCAUCAUCUAUGUAGUCUCCGGUACCGGCACACUUGUCGUAAAGGAGGGUUUUAAGGGCGAAUUACGACAUCACGAGCUUCGGCCGGGAGACUUUGCAUUCGUGCCGGCCUGGACGGAGCACCAAGCUCGAAACGAUGGUGACCAGGAUUUUGUUUGGGUCAUCACUCAAAGCGGCCCCCGUCCUGUCGGAGCCAUUUUGACUGAAUGGGGGGGUCAGGAGGUCAAGACGAUUGAGUGA